Laetiporus sulphureus 93-53 is the source of this 1551-nucleotide messenger RNA. RefSeq lists its product as uncharacterized. The transcript has 3 exons. The coding region runs from base 1 to 1551 and encodes 516 amino acids. The record is from RefSeq and is a predicted model, not a curated record. Lineage: Eukaryota; Fungi; Basidiomycota; Agaricomycetes; Polyporales; Laetiporaceae.
AUGGGAUGCGCAGCCAAUGUGUGCGCAGUCGCCGUGGCAGCAGGCGACACUCCCUCUUUUGUUUCUACAAACGACGUUUUCCAACGAUCUAUUCACGACGACCUCAGCCCUGCCUUUCUCGGGCUUAUACCACCAGGCCUGAUGCUGAGGUCUCUUGUCCGUCUUUUUCUCUUCGCGUUCCUCUCCGUACUCGUCCUCGCCUCUGCCCAUGAUGUCCGGUCGAUAGCGCGCAGAGAUGGUGUUAGCAACAUCCUAGGCGACGUGACCUCUGCAAACAAUGCUGCCACCACAUCUAGCUCCGAGGCCGCCCAAGCUUCCAACGCAGCGACUACAUCCAGCGAAAAUGCUGGCCAGACCACGACCAGUAGCAACAACCAGCAGACCACAUCACAGCAGACCACAAAGACAUCAAAUGCCUCCCCGACGCAGACGGCAACAGGCGGAAACAACGGCGGUGGUAAUUCACAAAAUACUGCAUCCACCACGCAGGCUGCGAGCGGCGGCCAGCAGACGUCUCAGUCGUCCCAGACGGAUAACUCUGGCGGACAGCAGACGACGCAGAAUUCUGCUACCGCAACUCCUACGGGUGGCGACGGCCAGCAGGCCUCGCAGACUGCCGGCCCCCCAUCUCCGACCCCGACCCCGGUCGUUGUCGUCAGCUCAAUCGCCUCCACAUCUCUUUCUACAAACGCACAAGGUCAGACACAGACCGAGGUGGUCACUGUCGCCGUCUCUGUGACACUUUCCUCGGCAUCCACUAGCGCUACCUCUGGCGGUGGCUCUGAUGGCAAUUCAUCAGUCAACACUGGCACCAUCGUUGGUCUCUCUGUUGCCGGUGGUGUCGCCCUUAUUGGUGUGGUUGCGUUUGCGAUCUUCAAGUUCAGCCGUAAGAAAUAUUUGGACGAAUACGAUGACGGCGAAGCGAUCAAAUGGCCCGAGCUCGGCACACACGGCGAGAGUCCACAUGCGCUGCCGACGCAUCGCACCGGCGGCGCGGGCUUCGAUACGUCGUCUGAGGUGAACCUCGUGGCACGCCCAGAUUCGCGUGCAGGCAGCAUUGCGCCCUCCGCAGCAGCGUCCACCGUCGAUCUCUACGGCGUGCCGCACGAUCCAUACGCUGUUCCGCCACUCCCUCACCUAAAUCCCAAUGUCGUCACCGGUACAGGCGCAGGCGGCGCGCAGCCGUACCACGACGACCCAAGCUCUGGGUAUUACGAUCCGUACAACGGGCCGGUACCACAUACGCUCGAGGGCGAGGCCAUCCCGAUGACCCAGAUUGGCGGGUCGCGCGCACGAAGUCCGGGGCCCGCGAUGGCGAUGAGCAUGGGAAUGGGAGGCAGGGCGUCGCCGGCGCCACCGGGAGGGAUGGGGAUGGGGAUGGGCGGGCGAGCGUCGCCUGCUCCGGGGAUGGGUAUGGGUGGCAGAGCGUCACCUGCACCAUCGAUGGGCAUGAGUGGUAGGGCAUCACCAGGGCCGCAAAUGGCAAUGGGAGGACGAGCACCAAGUCCGGGACCGGGGGCGGCGUACGGCACGGGAGGAUACGCGGCAUGA